GCAGUAGAGAGGCGAGAGCCCGGCAGCCGCUUCGCGCUGUGUUUGCUGCGCGGGCUUUUGGAGGGGGCGGCCGUUGAGUGGGUCCAGGAGAAGCGGGCACCGGCGGCGUUGGUACUGGCGCCUGGGGGCGGGGGACUGGGGCGGCGAGAAGGGGGGGGUCGCUGCGGUGGUUCUCUUGCUGUCGCGCUCUCCCUGCCUUUCUCCCCGCUCGGUGGGCUGCCCCCCGGCGUGUCACUCGCCUCCGGGGCCCCGCUCCCCGCCCCCCGCGGUAUGUCUUGAUCCCGAGCAGCGGGUUUCAUGGGGCUCCUUAGGAUUAUGAUGCCGCCCAAGUUGCAGCUGCUGGCGGUGGUGGCCUUCGCAGUGGCGAUGCUCUUCUUGGAGAACCAAAUCCAGAAACUGGAGGAGUCCCGAUCAAAGCUAGAAAGGGCAAUUGCAAGACAUGAAGUUCGAGAAAUUGAGCAGCGACAUACGAUGGAUGGCCCUCGGCAGGAGGCCACGCUGGAUGAGGAAGAGGACAUGGUGAUCAUUUAUAACAGAGUCCCCAAAACUGCAAGCACCUCAUUUACCAAUAUUGCCUAUGAUCUGUGUGCAAAGAAUAAGUAUCAUGUUCUUCACAUCAACACUACCAAAAAUAAUCCAGUGAUGUCACUACAAGACCAGGUACGCUUUGUAAAGAAUAUAACUUCCUGGAAAGAGAUGAAACCAGGGUUUUAUCAUGGACAUGUUUCUUAUUUGGAUUUUGCAAAAUUUGGUGUGAAGAAGAAGCCAAUUUACAUUAAUGUCAUAAGGGAUCCUAUCGAGAGGCUAGUUUCUUACUAUUACUUUCUGAGAUUUGGAGAUGAUUAUAGACCAGGGUUAAGAAGACGAAAACAAGGAGACAAAAAGACCUUUGAUGAAUGUGUGGCUGAGGGCGGCUCAGACUGUGCUCCGGAGAAGCUCUGGCUUCAAAUCCCGUUCUUCUGUGGCCACAGCUCGGAAUGCUGGAAUGUGGGAAGCAGGUGGGCUAUGGAUCAAGCCAAGUAUAACCUAAUUAAUGAAUACUUUCUGGUGGGAGUCACUGAAGAACUUGAAGAUUUUAUCAUGUUGCUGGAGGCAGCUUUGCCCCGGUUUUUCAGGGGCGCUACAGAACUCUACCGGACAGUAGGAAAGAAAUCUCAUCUUAGGAAAACCACGGAGAAGAAACUCCCAACUAAACAAACCAUUGCAAAACUGCAGCAAUCUGACAUUUGGAAAAUGGAGAACGAGUUCUAUGAAUUUGCCCUGGAGCAGUUCCAGUUCAUCAGAGCCCACGCUGUACGGGAAAAAGACGGAGACCUCUACAUCCUUGCACAAAACUUUUUCUAUGAAAAGAUUUACCCUAAGUCGAACUGAGUACAAGGUGUGACUGUUAGGUUCUUGAACUAAAACUUCAACCUUGUCUUCACCUCAGCCCCACAAGUCGGGUUGCUGAUGGGUGUGAGAGACAGUGUGUGUUGAGCCGAGUUAGGGAGCAGUUAACACCCGGGAAGUAGAUGCUGGCUGGUAGGUUUCAGUGGCCUCAGAGGUUUCCGUUUCAGCCUUUUUUUCUUUUUCUUCCUCUUUUUUCUUCUUCUUUUUUCCUGGUUAAAUUUUGGUGGGAGUUAUAACCUCCUGCCUAGAAAAAGCCUACACAUCAUCUAAAACUAACACAUAGUGGGUCUAAUUGGAGGCUAAAUACAAUUUCAAACAUAAGUUCUGAUAGUGUCUUUUGGACAAAACAUUUUUUUCCCAGCUAACCAUGAAUGAAGAUUAAUCCAUUUGCUGCUUCCGCCUUCACCUGGAGGUUUUGGGUCAUACACCUCUACUGAAUAGUGUUACUGUUUGGCAGUGUGUGCUUUGUUUUUGUGAAUCAUGUCUCAUGAAACUUAUUGGAGUGUUUGAUCCUAUUUGCUAAGAAUGUUUCUGCCGUAGUUGGAAUUGCCCACAUUUAUGUAGGUCGUUUUAAUAUUCUUUGAAAAAACCGAUCAUUAGUGUUAAAAGCCAAUUUUAAAAGAAUCAAAGCAGUAUUUCUGAUUCGUGUCUUUCUAGUAUCUAAGACUGGGGAGACACUUCAAGGAAUGUUGACAUUGUCUGGAGUUUUAGUUAAGGCUUCCACACAUUGAUGUCAGAAAAGUAAGUUUAGUAUUUGUUCCUCCAUGGGUUAUUUGUAGAGCAUAUACUUACAUAUUGGUGAUUCCAUAUUAUAACUCCAUUAGUGAGCUGUGGUAUGGGUAGGAUUUUCCUACUUCUUCUGUACUUUUACUUGUAGACUAUUUUUACUAAGGUGCUUUAUAAUGUGUUUUAAAGCAUUGCAUUUACAAAAAAAAAAAAAAGAAAAGAAAGGAAAAUGCUGUAAAUACUGCAUAUUUUAUGUAUUUGGACCAAAUGGUUAUAAGUUAAUUAGGUAAAAGUGGUUUUGCACCAGUUUUAUUAUGUCAAGUAAAAUCAUCAGACCUACUGUUCUUGUAGUUCUCAAUUAACUUAACUGUUAGACAUCACUGAAAUGGACUUCGGUAACCUUUCAGUUUUGAUACACAGAACAUUAUUCAUAAUUGGGGGCAGUAAUUCAAGUGGGAAGAGUACUGGCCAAGGAGUCAGAAAAUCUGAUUUCUGGUCCUGGCUCUGCCACUUAUCAGCUGUGUGAUCUUGGGCAAGUCACUUAACCUCUCUUUGCCUCAAUUUCCUCAUCUUGAAAUGAGGAGACUAAUAUCUGCUGUACCUACCUCACAGGGGUGUUGUGAGGAAUAAAUGAGACGGCACAUGAAAGCA
Messenger RNA from Neogale vison (American mink), 2766 nucleotides. RefSeq names its product heparan sulfate 2-O-sulfotransferase 1 (gene HS2ST1). The record is from RefSeq and is a predicted model, not a curated record. The coding region runs from base 298 to 1371 and encodes 357 amino acids. NCBI's taxonomy places the organism in Eukaryota, Metazoa, Chordata, Mammalia, Carnivora, Mustelidae. The transcript is spliced from 7 exons. Gene Ontology annotation, cellular component: membrane. Gene Ontology annotation, molecular function: heparan sulfate 2-sulfotransferase activity.